Molecule: messenger RNA, 1059 nt
Organism: Monoraphidium neglectum
Lineage: Eukaryota; Viridiplantae; Chlorophyta; Chlorophyceae; Sphaeropleales; Selenastraceae
Exons: 1
Coding region: 1-1059 (352 amino acids)
Source: RefSeq, a predicted model, not a curated record
AUGCAGGCUUCCCCAGACGACGCCGUCCUGACGCUGCCCGCGCCGGGCCGCGGCACCUUCGGCGUCGAUUACGCCGACGCCGUCGCAACCUCGGGCGACCACGACCGAGGGAGGUACAACCUCGGACGCGUGGGCAUGCCGCAGCGGACACUGUGGUCACGCAAGAGCACUAUAGACGUACAGAAGCUGAUUAACGAAUGUGAUCGGGCGCUGCAGCCGUCAGGCCUGCUGGAUAGCAACAGUCACCACGACCACCCUUUUGCUUACGGAGAGGGCGGCUGGCCGCCCGGGCAGAUCCCCGGGUCCCGGCCGCACACGCUUACUCAGCAGCUUGAGUCGCUGCUGCGACAGGCGGACGCCGGCGGCACGCCGGACGUCUGCGCGAGCGCUGCGGCCGCGGACGGGCGGGGCGCGUGGCGGCCGGCGGCAGGGCCUGCGGGGGCGGAGCUGCAGUGGGGUGCGCAGCAGCAGCCCGCCGCUCGGCAGCGCCACCAGUAUAGCGGCGAGCCCGCCAGCACCGGCAUCUACGGCCCCCCUUGGCAGCAGGCGUCAACCGCCGCCUUGCAGGGGCCGGACGAUGCACAGGGGCCGCGCGUGCAGCCGCGCGCCGCCCCCUCAAUCAGGCCGGCAGCCACCGGGCCCCUGCUGCGGUCGGCCGGCGGCUGUGGGGGCCCCUUGCUAAGCUCGACCGCGCAGCUCGGCUCGGGCCUUUGGCGCUCAUCCCUACAGCUCACUGCCCAGCGGCGCCCCGGCGACGGGGAGCCCUUCGCAGCCGUCGGCGGCGACUUCUGGGGAUCCCUUGUGCGCGCGGGCUUUGUGCACCCCACUACAGCCGUGCCAUCCUUCGAAGGCAGCCUGAUCAGGGGCGCUGCGCGGCCUGACCCCGCAGACGGCGGCGCCGCGCACCACAUCGCGGCGCGCCCAAACUUUGCGCGGCGCCGCCUGCCGGCGGGCAGCUAUACUUAUGUCAUAAUGAACGUGCUCGUGCUGGUCGUGCUGGUGGCGGGGUCGGUGCUGGACGCGGUUUUGAGGGGCCGGCAGCAGCAGCAGCAGCGGUAG